AUGCAGCUUCAACGUUUCCUCUACCUUGCUUCUGUGCUGCCAGUUGUCGUGUUUGCUCACCGCUCACCUCCCAAGAAGCCUCUUGAAGCGAUAUCUCUGUUCCAGGUUCUGCCACAACCCCAGUCUCCGCUUCCGAUCAUUGAGCUCUACAAGCCUGUAUCUGUCCCUCAGUCCACAAGAUGCAAUGUCCAGCAGACGUUGAUGGUGCACACCUUCGCCUCAAGCUACGGCGUUCCUUAUGUCGGGCAAUACACACCACCUUCGUGUGAUUUCAACAAUGUCGUUAUCGAAUGGACUGUCACCAGCGCUGGCCGCCAGUUCGAUCGCUUGGCUGAGAUGUUCCUGGGAGAUAUUGAAGUUUGGCGGACGAGCACUGCCGAACCCACCGCCUCAGGUAUCAUCUUCCGAUACGAAAAGGACCUCAGCAUGUACUUGAGUCUUUGGAAGUCACCUCAGCAGCUCAUCUUCAGCUUGAACAAUGUUUACGACUCGACCUAUACUGGUGCAUUCAACACCACUCUCACAGCUACUUUCUCUCACAACCCAGCCAAGCCAGCUCAUGCCGAUCUGAUCCUGCCCAUCACUCCUCAACUCGGUGCUACUGGACAGCCAAGUAUCUUCACUCUACCAGGCGACAGUGCAUCAGCCCAGCAGACAAUUCCUCGAAACAUUACCCAAGCAACCGUUUCGAUCGCAGCCACUGGUCAAAGCAAUGAAGAAUUCUGGUACACCAACGUCCUCCAAUCAGAUAUUGACACUUUUGACCCCACCGUCGGCACUCUACUGGGAUAUGGUCCCUUCCGCGAGGUUCAGUUGUACAUCGACGACAUGAUGGCAGGCGUCGCGUGGCCAUUUCCAGUCAUCUUCACUGGUGGCAUUGCUCCAGGCUUCUGGCGUCCAGUAGUAGGUAUCGACGCAUACGAUCUGCGGGAGUAUGAAAUUGACAUUUCACCCUUCCUGCCAUAUCUCUCGGACGGCAAGCCGCACAGUUUCAGCAUCAGAGUCGUGGGUAUGGAUGACAACGGAGGCAAUGGACCAGCCACCCUCUCUUCGGGCAGCAUAAAUGCUUAUUGGUUGGUCAACGCAAAGAUCUUUCUCUUCUCCGGCAAUGAAGAGUACAACGGCCCCCAUGCUGCUCCUUCCAUCUCCACUUCGCCCUCAGUACAGACCACAUCCAGCAUUACCGGCACCUCGAACGGCACCAACACAACACUAAACUACAGCGUCUCGGCCAGACGCACCUUCACCGCCAAAUCGGCUUUCGGAAGCUGGACACAAAGCCUGUCAUACAGCAACAUCGGCUACGUCGGCAACAGCGGACUGGCCUCUUCAAACAUACAAUCCACCACAGGCACCAAUACCGCAGUCCUCAACAGCGCACCCCUCUUCUCAAACACACUCAGCUACACAUACCCCAUCACCGCCAACUUGACCUAUGCAUCCACAAACUUUUCCAUCUUCGAGGCAUACGUAGACUACGGUCUCAAAAUCGCAUCAUCGGGAAGACCAGAUCUUUCGACCUUCACACUAGUCGAUGGUCCCAUGGAGUUGAGCGCCAGACAAUUCGGCAAUGCGUAUUAUUCGAGUGUGGCGAAUCACAGUUAUUCGUAUGGAGUCAUGGAUAGGAGGUUCCAAGAGGAGAGUUAUGGUAGUGGGUACUCUAGGCAUGUCAAGACGGAUAACUUGACCGUUACUUAUGACUCUCCGGUUUGA
Aureobasidium namibiae CBS 147.97 is the source of this 1713-nucleotide messenger RNA. Its product is annotated as peptide-N4-(N-acetyl-beta-D-glucosaminyl) asparaginase amidase N. Lineage: Eukaryota; Fungi; Ascomycota; Dothideomycetes; Dothideales; Saccotheciaceae. The record is from RefSeq and is a predicted model, not a curated record. The transcript has a single exon. The coding region runs from base 1 to 1713 and encodes 570 amino acids.